UACCAGGUUGCACCUUUUCCCUGCUCACCCUUUGCGCCAUCGGCCAGCCCACCACACCUUGCGCCAUCUAGCUUAGACCGAUGCUUAUCGCUUUUCUCUCCCGCCUGCUGAGCAGGGGCUCGACUUUCCCACAGAAGACUAGCUCACGCGACCACGCUCCCGCAAAGACAAAUUCUACACCGGACGGCACUGUCCGCAGCAGCAACCAGAUAACAGGACCUCCACCCAGAGUAUCGCCGCCGCCUCCUCCCUCCCCUUCAUCUGCCCGACAACAACUCAUCCGCGCCUUCAAACAUGUCAGAAACUCAGUCAUCUUGAGCGGUGCCACCCGCAAGGAAGCAAUUGUGACUCAUCGUCAGGCAGACUCGGGCCGACCCUACGAGGCGACAGUAGACGAGAUCUUUCGCCAUCCUCUGAGCUCCUGCGGUCACGGCACGGGAGUUGCGCAUAAGCCCAUAGCCAGCAUCUCUGCCCCAAACACGCCGCCUCGAUCGGCUCGCAUCAAUCUCAAUGCCUCGAUGCGGCGAAGACCCUCGAAUCUAAGCUUGGGCGACGUAAAAGACAAGCUGCGCUCCUUUGCCAGACGCCCAGGCUCGCACUCAAUCCGCGACAGCGCCUUGGACGUCAAUGGCACGUAUGGAGCCCUGCACGUGUUGGAAGAGGCGAAUGCCACGGCAGAGGCACAGCGCGCGCCGCGUCCACUGUCGCCGAACGCUGAUGGGCCACCCACUUCGCCCGUCCAUUCGACAGAAGAGCUCAUCGAUUCAGUUGAUACUGCAACAUCGGCCCAAUCUCCGAGCGAGCGGGUGGAAGGAGGCCUGCACCCAAGCUCGUCGCAGACGUCUCUCUACGAGAGCAUUGGCAAUCGCCCGCUCAGCCUCAAAUCAGAAGGACUGCAGCGAUUCGAAAUCGACUACACUUACAUUGGCGGCGCUGGCGUGCUCCUCGACCACGUAAGCGUCAAUAUCAGCAAGGAAAACACGAUCUCGCAGCACGAAGGGCCGGGAAUCCGAUCGCAUCAUGCCUCGCCUCAGGUAGAGGAGACCUGGACAGCAACUUCUCCUUCGUCCCCGCAAGCCGACAUUCGAAGACCAUCUGGCGACAUUUGUCGCUGGCCGGAGAUCCCUUCUCCCUCCUUCUCCUUCUCUCAAGCCCAGUCAACGGCACCGCACUCGCCCCACACACCACGACGCUUUACGACGAGUGGCUUUCCCUUCCCCACCGAAAUGGAGCGCAUUUCUCUGCCGCCUGCCGGCGGGUCUCAAACGACGGUGUCACUUUCCAGCUAUCAGUGCGGCCCGUCCUGCUGGACUCCUUCACCUCCUCCGCCACCUCUGCCUCCUCUACCACCGUUCCUACCUUUUCCUUCCACUUCAGCUUCCGUCGCGAGUGCGAGCGCAAGUGCAAGUGCAGCUUCCUCUCCCUAUCCCUCACCGAUCGAUGCCAAGCCCCAGCGAGCGAAGCCUCCUCGCCCCACCACGCUUCCCCCUCCGACGCUCCUCCUGAUGAGCGACGUUUGGACGCGGGAGCGCCUUGCUCAUCAAGAGCGAGCAGCUACGGCUCGACAAUCUGGGAGCAGCAUUGGUCGUGUGAGGACGACGUCGCGGUCGCCCAGUCCUUCACCCACAUUGGCAUCGUGGACGAGGAGGUAUCAUGGUGGUAGUUCCAGUAGCCCAAACGCUGCCGGUGGCAGCAGCGGGAGCGGUGGAAGUGGGCCCUCAGGUGGUAGCCUGCUGAGCUCGAGAACAAUGAGAAAGUACAUGUCGAGAGAGGCGGGAUCCCCUGGGCAACUUACCACGCGCGGUCUCGCUGGAUUUGGGUGGGCAGCCAAUGAGGCUAGCCCGACCUCUCCUGGUUCUUCAUCAACAUCGUCGACGACGACGCUGAUGUGGCGUCGUGGGCCGAGUCCACGCCGGGAAGCAAGCGAUGGACCGCCUCGUCCCCCGCGACGCAGCCAAAGUGGGGACUUUAUGGGCCCGAAGAAGAAGGAGCGGGGCUCGUGGAACACGUACGGCGAGUUGGGGAAGGGAAAGGCACCCACAAGGGGCACAGCCGUCGGAACAUCGGCUGACACGUCGCGAUCAUCGAGUGGAGCGACGUUGACGGCCUCGCCAAGGAGACGAAGGCGCGCCACGGAUGGCGAAGUAGCUGGAGCUGUCGAUGCCCUUGCAAGCGACGACGCAAGGACCAAUCAGUUUAACCCCAGCGGCAAGGGCGUUGCAACGCCUUCCUCCCCUUCUUCAUCCCAGACCAUCAUCUCACCUCCAUCAUCUCCUCAGGUCCGCAACUCGAGCACGUCUUCUCUGGCUCCUCUCAUUCCACCAUCGACCAGAACUCCCGGUUCAAUGACAAUUCCGGCUACUUUGAUGCCUUCUCCCUCUUCCCUGUUCUCAACCCCACUCUCCCUAGGCGAGGUCGUCUCCCCUCUCGCACUGCCCCCGCCGAGCGACAGCAGCAACAUCGGCGAGAAUAGCACAUCUUUCGGACCUCUCUCCGCUAACACACCUGCGGCAGCCAUUGCGGCUCUCAAGAAUAAGAUGGGGCAUGUCGAGCAGCAGCGCAGACGGUCGAGACUGCCGCCAGACGAUGCCACGGGCGGAGUAGAUGACGGCCGGGUGGCAGUUAUCAGGGAGGCGGCCGAUUUCUAUUGCUGAGACGUCGCGAGAGGGGAAAAGCCUAACGAAUUGCAUCCGGGCGCAGGUCGCCUUGCUCCAAAUCACUUCGAUACACGCUGGCUCUUGC
This is a messenger RNA of Jaminaea rosea, 2742 nucleotides long. RefSeq lists its product as hypothetical. The transcript is spliced from 2 exons. The coding region runs from base 81 to 2654 and encodes 857 amino acids. Lineage: Eukaryota; Fungi; Basidiomycota; Exobasidiomycetes; Microstromatales. The record is from RefSeq and is a predicted model, not a curated record.